Salvelinus fontinalis (brook trout) is the source of this 332-nucleotide messenger RNA. Its product is annotated as eukaryotic translation initiation factor 3 subunit H-like. The record is from RefSeq and is a predicted model, not a curated record. The transcript has 2 exons. The annotation marks the transcript as partial. Lineage: Eukaryota; Metazoa; Chordata; Actinopteri; Salmoniformes; Salmonidae.
CUCCCUCUCCCCCUCUCUCUCCCUCUCCCCCUCUCCCACUAGAUCCCAUUAAGACCUCCCAGGGCUCCCUGUCCCUGAAGGCUUACAGGUUAACACCCAAACUGAUGGAGAUCUGCAAGGAGAAGGACUUCUCAGCCGAGGGAUUGAAGAAGGCCAUGAUUGGCUUCGAGCACAUGUUUGAGGAGGUUCCCAUCGUGAUCAAGAACUCCCACCUGAUCAACGUUCUGAUGUGGGAACUGGAGGAGAAGUGUACUGUGGCCGACAAACACGAACUGCUCAACCUCUCCAGCAGGUCAGUACAGAGCUGUGUGCCCUAGAAGGUAGGGGCUAGG